Molecule: messenger RNA, 579 nt
Organism: Lichtheimia ornata
Lineage: Eukaryota; Fungi; Mucoromycota; Mucoromycetes; Mucorales; Lichtheimiaceae
Exons: 1
Coding region: 1-579 (192 amino acids)
Source: RefSeq, a predicted model, not a curated record
AUGUGGGGCAUCACAUCGGUGAUCGGAUUGGAUGUACCUAUCAUAAUCUUUAGCAGCAUCACCUUGUUGUGGUCCAUUGCCCUCUUAAUAAUCGACGACAGACGACAGCGAUAUGCAAUUCGACACAUCCUUGUUGGGCUUACAAGUAGCCUUAUUCUCAUUGGCGCUGUAUUCGACCUAAACGCUGAUGCAGUGAAUGAAUGGGCAGCUACAAGUAGAGUAGGCUUUGUUAUGCCUAUUGUUUGCUUCCUGAUAGCACGAUCGCUUGCAUGGUGCAUCUAUUUUGAUACCUUGCGCACUACAGCUAUUCCAAAUUCGAUACGUUCGCAACCAACAUUCUUCCUAUUCAUUGUUGCUGCAUACGUAUGGACAGCCGUAACGAUACUUGCGAGCAUCUUAUGGACCGCUACCUUUUCAACAUAUGGCCAAGCGGGCAAGGUUGACCUGGAGGCCGCCUUUGGUACUGGCACUUUUGGAUUAUCGGUAUUCCUUGCUCUCAGCAUUCUCUUGCAACGCGAGAUUUUUCUCAAACCCCGCCAACGCUUCAAUUUAGAGCGUCCUUUGGUGCAUUUGCAUUGA